AUGCUGGCCUCUGUGGGACAAGGGUACAAUACAGCUCUGCUGCUCCAGGGCCGGGAAACAAUGGCACACUGGUUUGUGCCUCAGGUCCUGCAGGUACUGUUUGAGGAGGCUCUGCCUCUCUGUGGCUCUGGUCCUGUGCUUUGUACUCUCAGUCUGGUGCAGAUUAGCCCAAGUGGGCAGACUCAGGACCUGCUCUCACCAUGUCUGGAGGACCUGCCAGUACUGGAUGUGACCCCUCUGGGCUUGGUGGUGAAAGAUGCCCGUGAAGUGGAGGUGUCUGACGCCCGAGCUGCCUCUGAGUUGUACCUGAAGGCUGCUGGGCAUGAAGCCAGAGACUGCCCCCUGCUUCGAGUGCUGGCUGGUGAGGCUGCUGGGGAGGAGGAGGGCUCUCUGCCCUGGAUUGUCUCCUGGCUCCUGGAGGGAAACAGCUAUAGUAGCUUACUUCUUCGUCUGGACCCACAAGGUAGCUCCCCGACUUUGCUCCAGGCCGCUCUGUUGGGGGCCUCAGGAAAGAGGGUGCAGGUGAAAGAGGUGAGGCCCACCUUGUGGAAUGCAGUAGAGGAGAUGAGGGCCCGCAGGGACACUCUGAAGACACUUCGUUCAGUCCUUCUUGGAGACAUUUUGACAGAUGGUGGGUUGAGCCAAUUUGAAAGGGCACUCUGGGAGCUACAGGUGGUAAAAGCCUGGGGACCAAGAAGCCAUGCACCCAACGGGGUUAGAGCUGAAGCUGUGCAGCUCCCAGAGCCACAGGUGAAAGGUGAGCCACCGAGCUACAGUAUGCAGGGAAGACAUUUCACUCACUUUUCAGAGGCAGGAAGAGGAGGAUUUUUAGGGUCUGGGUUCCACCAAACACAUCCUCUCAGGCACUCUGAGGAACAGGCCCAUCAGGCCCCAGAUGUGGCCCUGCAGUUCUUUCUGGCCCAGGCACGGAGGCAGAGACUUCGAGAGCAAUACCGGAUUUGGAUCCAGGAAGAGCUGAAACACGUGGAACAUCAGGAGGGAGGAGCCUGUAAACAGAGCAAAGGAAUGGUGGCAGAAGAGGCUUGUGAGGAGGGAGAGACACAGUGGAAGGAGCGGACAGUGCUGAAACUUCAAGUGGAAGCCCUGCAGGCAGAACGGGACAUGGCAGAGCAUGAUCUGGUGGCCCUCUAUGACUUGUAUGUACAGGCCACCAGAGCUCGGACAUGCCACUUGCUGCAGGUUUUCCAAGCCUGGCAGGGGCUGUGGGAGGAGAAGGCCAUGGCCACAGAACACCAUCACCGCAGUCUGCUGGCUGGAGUCCUCCAAGACACCAUUGAUCUGGCCUUGAGGACCCAGGAGCUCCAGUCCAGGAACCAGCAGCUUGAGCAGAGUGCCGAUUGUGCUGGAGUUCUGCCUGGAGAGGAACCUGACCAGGGACGCUAUGGGGCUACUUUCCGUUGUCCUCAUUCAUGAGGGCCACAGAAGGGAGAGGAAGGUGGGGCAUAUCAAUGAAGAUGGCCCUCGUUACAGGCAAUUACCACCAUCUAACCAUG
Molecule: messenger RNA, 1514 nt
Organism: Cricetulus griseus (Chinese hamster)
Lineage: Eukaryota; Metazoa; Chordata; Mammalia; Rodentia; Cricetidae
Source: RefSeq, a predicted model, not a curated record